AUGAGAGAUGGACCACAUCUGAACAUGGAACAACGACGGUCCCUCUUGGCACCUAUAACAGAGCAGGAAAUUCAUACGGCACUUAAAGGUAUUGGGGACUUGAAAUCACCGGGGAUUAAUGGUUACGGAGCCCGUUUCUUUAAAGGUAGCUGGGAAACCAUUAAAUCUGAUGUGGUAAAUGCAGUACAAGAUUUUUUAUGCCACGAACGCCUAUUUAAAACAUUUAACAGUAGUGUGGUGAUGCUUAUUCCAAAACACUAUGACGCUCAAUCCAUUAAAGACUACAGGCCAAUAGCAGGGUGUACCAUUGUCUAUAAAAUCAUCUCAAAAAUACUUACUACAAGAUUGGGUAAAGUUAUUGGCGAUGUUGUCUACCAUUCGCAAGCUGCAUUUGUGUCGGGCCAACAGAUCCAUAAUCAUAUCCUACUAGCGUAUGCACUUAUUAAGGGGUAUACCAGGAAAGGAGGCACCCCACGAUGUAUGCUCAAAUUAAUCUUCAAAAAGCCUAUGAUAUGGUAA
Molecule: messenger RNA, 519 nt
Organism: Lathyrus sativus (Indian pea)
Lineage: Eukaryota; Viridiplantae; Streptophyta; Magnoliopsida; Fabales; Fabaceae
Source: the annotation of a GenBank genome assembly